GGGCCGGGAGCCGCCGGAGCUGGAACUGGUACCGGUGUCGGCUCCGCUGCCGCGGCCGCGCCCGCCGCUGCUGGGGGAGGCGGUGCCCGCGCCGCGCCCCCGCGCCCCGCCCGCCCCCGGCAGCAGCAGCAGCGGCAGCGGCAGCUUCAGCACCUCCGGCAGCUCCGGCAGCAGCUCCAGCGGCAGCACCAUGGACCUGUCCUUCAUGGCCGCGCAGGUGCUUCCUGUUAUGGGAGGAGCCUUUAUGGACUCACCCAACGAGGACUUUAGUACAGAGUACUCCCUGUUUAACUCAUCAGCCAACGUCCAUGCAGCUUCUUCCAUGCAGAAUCCACCAGAAGAGACAUCCCGUUCUUCAAAUGAUGCCAUAUUGUUAUGGAUUGCAAUAAUAGCAACAAUUGGAAAUAUUGUGGUUGUGGGAGUGGUGUAUGCCUUCACCUUCUAGGCUGACUGUCACUACAAACACUGGAAGAAAGGAAAUCUUCAACAGUAUUUGUCAUGUGUAUGUAUGUGUGUAUAUAUACAUGUAUAUCUAUAUAAAUACAUUUAAGUGGAGACUUUGUUGAUUAAGUGCUGCUACAGUCGUGGAAAUGAAAUGCAAGUUAAUCAUCCUAAGUCUUGAUGGCAGAAAGUUUGGAUGCAAAUUGUGUGGAGGUGAGAGUUUUAUUUGAGAACAGAGCCAGUACCAGUUUUGUAUAGAAAUGUAAUGAAAGAGAGAUCAACUUGGAUAUAGUAAAUACAGAGAGAUAUUUAUAUAGAAAGUGAUUAUUUUCUACUGUAGAUUUUUCUAGCAGCUCUUCUGCAGUUUGUCAGUUUUUGGGUUUUUUUGGUGCAUUUUUUACUGUGGUAUAAUGUUAUAUGGAAGUGUUCCAGGUCAUGUUUUCUGGACAUCUUCGUUUCCUAGAUGGACCAAGUGGUUGGCAUUGGCUCGGUUCGGAUGAAGGCCAAGUUCAUCAUGUGUGAGUCUUCAGCAUGGCUGUAGACUCCUGGGCUGUGUUCAAAAUCAUGAGUCUCAAGCCAUGAGAGGCAGAUGCAGGCUGUCUAUUACUUGCCCUCCAGGAUCAGUAACUGGAGCUGGUACUCAAUAAAGUGAUGCUGAACCUGCCUGCUGUUCAGGAGAAGGCACAGCUAUUGCUGCUCUGCAGACCCUCUGAAUUUCAAAGGAGAAAAUGAUAAACAGAGUAGCAGUACAAGUUCCCACUUCUGUCUAGAGGUACUGGAUUGCUGUGGUUUGUAUAUGUGUCCCUUCCAGGAAGCAAAAGCCCAAUACCACACUUUUCAUCUCAUUGGACUGCAAUCCAGAUUUCUUACAGCUGCUGUGUACUUUCAUAAAGUUAUUAAUGUACUAAAAGAAUGAUGGAAAAAUUGUGAAGCCUAAUUAGUAGUGAAUAUGUCUGUGAGAAAGAUAAAACUGAAAGAAGGGUUGAGCACUUCUGUGCUUUUGUGGGAGUGAAUUCAAGAGUCAGGUAUGUCCUGGGGUAGAAACAACACAAGAAAAGUAGUAAGUGUCAAAUGUACAAGUGCUUAUAUCUCAGUAUUAAUAUAUCUCUGGGUCCUGGUGAGGGUCUUGGAAGUGAUUUUUUUAUAGCUGGCUUUAGGUAAUGACUCUGAUUAUCCUUUGGAUUUGUUCCACUGAGAGGCAACAUUUUUACUGCAUUUUUUCCAUGGGCACUUCAUUUUCAAGAGCUGUUUCUUUUCAAGACAAGCUGUAGCCUUCCUUGCUUGAGAGACUGUAAAAUCUUGAGACAAAGAAGAAAAAAAUCACCACUGUUGGAAAUCUGCCUUCACUCCUGUAAAAAUUAAGUAACAAUACAUAAAAUGUAUGUACUUUGAGAGCAGCAGACAAAUUCUUCUUCUAUGUCUGCAUGUACUGUCUAGGUUUUCUGUCUCAUAUAGCUACUACCCUAAUUCCAGAAAGCCUUGUCUGCAGGCACAGAGACUAUUUUUGACACUUGCCUGCCACUGAGCUUGAGGCUGGGCUAAGAGCUGCUGAAUGUAUAGAGAGGUUUGGAUUUUUGUCUUUUCUCUUUAAACCCAUUUUCCUGCAGGGCUGGUGGACAGUUAUUUGAAUCAAAGAAGCAUGCCCCAAAUCAGUACUUAUAACCAGUCACUGUCUAUAUUUUUUCCUUCUCUAUGAACUGUCCUUUAAAGCUAGGAAAGAUGCAAACAGAGCUAGCAAUGGGGAGAAAAUAAAUUAGGUUAUUUUAAGGCUGAGAAAAACAAUUAUGAGCUUCUGUGCAUGUUGUUAUCUUCCUGUUUGAAGGCAGGAUUUUGUGAAGAUGGUUGAGGACAGAUAAGACCUAUACUGGGAAAAAGUUUGAGAAGCCCAGUUCUGAAAGAUC
Molecule: messenger RNA, 2342 nt
Organism: Poecile atricapillus (Black-capped chickadee)
Lineage: Eukaryota; Metazoa; Chordata; Aves; Passeriformes; Paridae
Gene: C1H14orf132
Product: chromosome 1 C14orf132 homolog
Exons: 2
Coding region: 191-445 (84 amino acids)
Source: RefSeq, a predicted model, not a curated record